AUGAAACGGCCUCCGCCAAGAGGAAAGAAAGGCACCAAGAAACAUCUGCCUGUUUACCCGCAGGCACUGACGGCUUUGAUUCUGUCCGUGGCUCCCAACCUAGAGUCUUUGGCCUUCCCAGAUAUAAGUGCUGAGUUCGAGUCCCCGAGUGAAUGCUCGUUGAUGCUGCAAGCGUUCUUGGAGCGAGCAAAUGCCACGCCAACGGAGAUACCGUACCUUCAGAAUUUACGCGACGUACACUGUCUCAGUAAUAAGGAUCCUGUUCUGAGUGACGAGCGAUUCUAUGAGAAUUAUAACCUUGCGGAGCGCAUGAAGUUGGUCGGCAACUUGCCGGCCCUGGAAAGUAUAAGUGUGGAAGCCAUAGAGGACAGACACUACGGUAUAGACCUCGAACCGCGGUCGACCAACUUCAAGAGAGUGUACAUCCGGAACUCGAACUACUCCAGCGGAAGCCUGGCCGAAAUCAUCAAGUCGUGCAGACGUCUCCAAGCGUUCAAACACUCGAUCGGCGGACGGGCUUCUGUCGAUGGCAGCUACCCUAUGUUCUUAGAGUCGGAUCUGCUAGACGCACUCCUGUACCAUACCAAUACACUACAGCAGCUCGAGGUGGACGUCGAUGAGGAAUUCACUGAUCAGCGACCAGGAUCCUGGGACAAAGAUGGCGAAUAUACGAUGAGAGAGGAUCCAUACGAGAAUGACUACACCGAGGGACGGCCGACGUCACUCCGUGACUUCGUGACUUUACCGCGAUGA
Molecule: messenger RNA, 753 nt
Organism: Aspergillus pseudotamarii
Lineage: Eukaryota; Fungi; Ascomycota; Eurotiomycetes; Eurotiales; Aspergillaceae
Exons: 1
Coding region: 1-753 (250 amino acids)
Source: RefSeq, a predicted model, not a curated record